AUGAUGCACGAUGCCGUCCUUGACUACUACGGCCGCCGGCUGGCCACCUGCUCGAGCGACAAGACGAUCAAGAUAUUCGAGAUUGAAGGGGACCAGCACCGGUUAACAGAGACGCUCAAAGGUCACGAAGGCGCGGUCUGGUGCGUCUCCUGGGCCCACCCCAAAUUCGGCACUCUCCUGGCCUCCUCAUCCUACGACGGCCGCGUGCACAUCUACAAAGAAACCCCCGCCCAACCCUCGCAGCCUGGCCAACAGUCCCAAUCGUCCUGGACGCUCGUGUGGCAGCACCCGAUCCACACGGCCUCGGUGAACAUGGUCUCGUGGUCGCCGCCGGACCUGGGAUGCCUGCUCGCGUGCGCCUCGUCGGACGGCAACGUGUCGGUGCUCGAGUUCCGCGACAACCAGUGGGGCCACGUCAUCUUCCCGGCCCACGCGAUGGGCGUCAACGCCGUGAGCUGGGCCCCCUCGGCGGUUCCCGGCGCGAUCGCGCGCAAGGACGGCGGCAGCACGGGCGUGGUCAAGCGGUUCGUCACGGGCGGCAGUGACAACCAGGUCAAGAUCUGGGAGUGUGGCACUGGUGGGAAUUACGACAACGUCCUCGUCCUGCCGCAGGGCCAUGGCGACUGGGUGCGCGACGUGGCGUGGAGCCCCACGCUGCUGAGCAAGAGCUACAUCGCGAGCGCGAGCCAGGACAAGACGGUGCGCAUCUGGACGAGCACCAAUAUGACGGCGCAGGGCGUCGGGGAGUGGACGCUGGCCAAGACGCUCGAGUUUGACGCCGUCACCUGGCGCGUGAGCUGGAGUCUGAGCGGCAAUGUGCUGGCCGUGAGUGGCGGGGACAACAAGGUCACGUUGUGGAAGGAGGAUCUGAAGGGCAAUUGGGAGAUGGUCAGGGAGGUGACUGAGUAG
Messenger RNA from Cladophialophora yegresii CBS 114405, 909 nucleotides. Its product is annotated as protein transporter sec13. The coding region runs from base 1 to 909 and encodes 302 amino acids. Gene Ontology annotation, molecular function: protein binding; structural molecule activity. The record is from RefSeq and is a predicted model, not a curated record. The transcript has 3 exons. Gene Ontology annotation, biological process: COPII-coated vesicle budding; positive regulation of TOR signaling; protein import into nucleus. Lineage: Eukaryota; Fungi; Ascomycota; Eurotiomycetes; Chaetothyriales; Herpotrichiellaceae. Gene Ontology annotation, cellular component: nuclear pore outer ring; COPII vesicle coat.